Molecule: messenger RNA, 2552 nt
Organism: Blepharisma stoltei
Lineage: Eukaryota; Ciliophora; Heterotrichea; Heterotrichida; Blepharismidae
Source: the annotation of a GenBank genome assembly
AUGAAAGUUAUGAAUACUAAUUGAAACGGUAAAUUAAAUAAUUUAGCAUCUGGACAGCUAACUACAACCCCACUAAUAAUUGGCCUGAUCGAUCACUUAGGCUCAGUUGUUACUACAGAUGAUUCUAGUGUAGGUGAAUUAAUAUCGCCCUCACAAGAUGUAAUUUUAUCUGGUGAACUUAAAGUUACAGCUAUCAGUGGAAUUUUCACAUUUUCCUCAUUUAUCAUUUCCGCAGAGCCGAGCAGCAAUUUUUCUAUAGAAAUACAAACAGACGGCAUCGAUAGUUCCAAAAGUAUCAAAGCAAAUGAUGGCCUUAGUUAUAAUUCAAGUUUACUUGUAGAUGCCACUUUAAGAGAUUGUGUAUUAGGUGAAAUUACAGUUGGAGUUAAAUGCAUAAUCUGCCCAGAAGAUUUGUACAGUUUAAAUCCAAAAAGUGAUCAAUGUUUGCCUUGCCCUGAUGAGGCUAUAUGUUAUGGAAAUUACACAAUGGUCCCUAAGCCGGGAUAUUGAAGAUCUAGUAUGCUGACUGACUCAUUUUGGCCUUGCCCUAAUCCAGAUGCUUGCAUUGGCUCUGACUCACAAAAUAUUUCUUAUACAGGAAACUGCCUUGAAGGAUACACUGGAAAUUUAUGCCAUAGCUGCUCAGAAGACUACGCAAAAAUAACAAAAAAUCAAUGUGAAAAAUGCCAAAGUCUUCCUAUAGUCAUCAUAAAAACGUGUGCGAUUGGUAUCGGAUAUAUAAUAGUCUGUUGAAUAAUGGUCAAAAUGUCCAAAAAAUCUGCAUAUAAACCUAAAUCUCUCACAAGCGUAUAUAUUAAAAUAUUAGUCAAUUAUAUCCAGCUAGCUAUGAUAACAACUACUUUUAGCCUAUCCUGGCCAAGCUAUGCUAAACAGCUAUUUUCUGCACAAAAUAAAGGAAGCUUUAUUGGUGAACAAAUUUUUUCUUUUGAUUGCCUUCUAUAUUAUAGCAGAGACUUAAGAGGUGGCACAACUGUGAUUUUUUAUCAAAAAUUGUUUUUUAUGGCCCUUCUGCCUAUUUCUAUUCCUAUUAUUUCAGCUAUUAUUUGGUCUUUGAUAUCCUAUUGUAAAAGAAAUUUUUCAUUAUUUGUUGAUAAUAUAAUUACUAGCUCAAUUGUGGCUGCAUUUUUUGUAUAUCCAAGCUUAAUAAAGUAUUAUUUUAGCUCUUUUGAUUGUAAAGAGCUUGAUUAUGGCGAAGAUUGGCUUGUAGUGGAUUUAAGUUUGAGGUGUUGGAAUAGCCAGCAUGUAUUUUAUAUAACAGCUAUUUCUCUUCCUGCUAUACUUUUAUGGGGGAUUGGAAUACCAGCUGCAUGCUUGCUGCUGAUUAUGAAAAAUAAGCAUAGGCUGAGCAGUAUUGAUGUUAGGAUCAAAUAUGGAUUUGCUUUUAACGGGUAUAAAUCCAGAAGCUAUUAUUGAGAAUUUGUUAUUAUUUACAGAAAAAUAGUAAUUAUUUGCUGCUCUAUUUUUUUAUCAGCUGUAUCAGUCAAUAUUCAAGCUCUUACUACACUUUUUGUAUUAGUAGUCUAUCUUUAUUUUCAAUGCAAAAUAAAGCCCUACAAUGGAGACGAUCUGAAUAGGCUUGAAACUGUUUCUAUUGCAUCUUCUGCUAUAACAAUUUAUUGUGGAAUGUAUUACUUAUCUGAGUCUCUUGAUCAAUUUACUGAAAUGCUAUUUUUUAUUGUCAUUAUAUCAGUAAAUGCUUAUUUUGUUAUUUAUUGGAUUAUUAAGGCUGGAAAUGCAUAUAUAGCCAUAAUAAUUGAGAAAGUUCCAUUUUUGAGGAAGAGAUUCCAUCAUAAAAAUUAUGAAAAUAUAGAUAUAGCGCCUGACUCCUUAUUGAUUUCUAAAAAAAUAUUCUUAAAGAAAAAUUCCUUUUGGCAUUUAAAAUGUUAUAUUUAAAAAUGACAAAUAGAAGAUGGACUUUUAGAUUUUCUUAGAAUUUUUCAAUCAAUUUUUUAAUUUAUGAGUCAUUGUCUUUAAAGAUCUAUAAAGGGGCCCGCGCUAUAUUGGAAGUAAUAAUAAAAAAACAGGAGAUUUUCCAUAUGAGAUGAUUCUGAAGUCUUCUCCAAGCGAAAACUUAAAUCAUCAAGGGAUUGAUUUUAAAGAAAUCAAGAUGAGGGAUUUAUUUUUUGCAAAUUUGAAAGGAGGGAUGCCUAUUAUAUAUGAAGAUGACAGAGCUAAUUUAUUGUUGGGGUUGGAGAAAAAUUGUGUACUAGAGGGAGUGAUCAGGAAAAGAUUCAUGCUGCAUGAAGUUGUGCUUUAUCAGAGAAAUUUGUUAUUUGGAUGAAGGAGGAACAUUCUAGAGAAUUUGGAGAUGUAGAUAACGAAAUAAAGAAUUUUAUCUAUAGAGUGAUGAAGAAAUUGAAAAAGAUAGCAUUGAAUAUAGCUAUAUGGAAAAGAAAAGUAUUGGAGGGAUUAAUACAGAAGAAAAUAGCUUUGAAGAAAACUGCUUUAGGCUUAACAAUUCAAAAGGUUUAGAUUGCAAAGAAAAAAUUAUAGAAGAAGUAGAAGGCGAAGGAAAAUUUCAAAUUAUCUAA